GUUUCUUGGCGUGUAUAUGGUUAAAUGGCACAGGGUGGGGUUUGGGGAGGGGGCACCAGCUGCCACCUUUCCCUUUAAAGAGCUGAAGGGAGGGAACAACGCAGAGGGAUCCCAUGUCACCAUUAGAUUAAGGACUAAAUUGCAUGGAAAUACAGAUUUACAAAACAAAAAACAUCGACAGAGAAAGAAGGGAGGGAAAAACGGACGGAAGAGAUAAGGGAGGCAGCUUAAGGAAUAACAUUUCUAGUCGUGCCCGGCAUGCUGCCUUGUUCGGCAUAAAUAAAUUCACACAGACCCCUCAGUCUGCAACUAAAGACCUGGUUACGGUCUCUUUGACCCUGGACAACGGGAACAGGUGAAGAUACGGAAGAAAGGAUGCUAAAACUAAGAAGAAAGGGAUAGACUGUUGAUGGAGUGAGUGCAUGAAAAUUAAAGAAUUAGAGAGAGGUGUUUCCCCGCUGCUCGUCUCGCUUGGUUGGAUAGGCUGCUUCGUUUAGGGGAUAAAAGUAAUUGGUUAAUACAAGCUUCGUUAAAUCAUAGAAAUGCUUAUUUAUCAGGGGGAAAAAAUUGGAUAUUAGACCUGUAACACCCGUGUAUAUAACGGGAAUAAUUCAUUUAAAGAGCAAGGGCAGCAGAGGUGCAACAUAGGCGAUAUAUAAUAAAUAUAUAUAUAUAUUUUUCAGAGGCUAGUCUUUUAUAUCACUAAAGGAACUGGACUACGCAGUAUAGCACAUUUUAAACUGGCAGGUGUUGUAGCAAGAAUAUAUUACAUUAUUCAUAACUGUAGCCAUUUUAUAGAAAACAAAAUCUUAUGUUUAAGUAGCCUAUUCUGCACUGUCAUUCGGACCCCAUGCCAAGAGGAUCCCUCCGUUCAAUCAGAAAACAGUCAAUUCCACGUAGCAUUUUUGUGCAGUUUGUGUGUUCAUGUGUGUGUGUUUAGUAACACGCACACUGCACGCACGCGAACAGAGCCAGACCCAGAGCGAGCUCCUCCUCCCCCCCUCCCCUCUCGGUUCUCUCUCCUCCUCUCCCUCCCCCUGCUCCUCUAUGCUCAGUUCGGUGUGUGUCUCCUCUUUCAAAGGGCGCAAGGGUGGGAACAAGUCGUCCAACAAAGCAUGUUACAGCGCAGACAUGACUUGUCCUUCAGACAGCGAGAAAAUAGUAAUAAACUGCGGGGGGGUUCGGCACGAGACUUACCGCAGCACACUGAAGACGCUGCCUGGGACCCGCUUGUCCUGGCUCACGGAGCCAGAUGCGUUCAGUAACUUUGACUAUGACCCCAAAUCCGACGAGUUUUUCUUUGACCGUCACCCCAACACCUUUGCUUUCAUCCUCAACUAUUACCGCACAGGGAAGUUGCAUUGUCCCAACGAUGUCUGCGGUCCUCUCUUCGAGGAGGAGCUCGCCUUCUGGGGUAUCGACGAGACGGACGUGGAGGCUUGCUGCUGGAUGAACUACCGACAGCAUCGGGACGCCGAGGAAGCGCUGGACAGCUUCGAGACGCCCGAGCCGGACCCCCCAGAGGACGACCCCGCGCUAACGGGUGGUGCGGACGGGGACUUGAAGAGGUUGUGUCUACAGGAGGAUGGUCGCAACACCAGCUGGUGGAGUAUCUGGCGGCCCCGCAUCUGGGCGCUGUUUGAGGACCCCUACUCCUCGAAAUACGCCAGGUAUGUGGCGUUCGGCUCGCUCCUGUUCAUCCUCAUCUCCAUCUCAACAUUUUGCUUGGAGACACACGAGGCCUUCAACACCAUCUACAAUAAGACAGAGAACGUGACAGUGGGGAACGUCACGAAGGAGGAGAUUGUGUAUGAGGUAGUGACUGACAACUGGCUGACCUACGUGGAGGGCGUAUGCGUCAUCUGGUUCACCAUCGAGGUGUUCGCCCGUGUCAUCUUCUGCCCGGACAAGGCCGAGUUCUUCAAGAGCUCGCUGAACAUCAUCGACUUUGUAGCCAUCCUGCCCUUUUACCUGGAGGUGGCGCUGAGCGGCCUCUCCUCUAAAGCGGCAAAAGACGUGCUGGGCUUUUUGCGCGUGGUGCGAUUCGUCCGAAUCCUGCGAAUCUUCAAGCUUACUCGUCAUUUCGUGGGGCUGAGAGUGCUGGGUCACACGCUCCGCGCCAGCACCAAUGAAUUCUUGCUCCUUAUCAUCUUCCUUGCUCUCGGAGUGCUCAUCUUUGCCACUAUGAUCUACUACGCCGAGCGCAUCGGCGCUGACCCGGCUGACCCCACGGCGAGCGCCCACACCACCUUCAAAAACAUCCCCAUUGGCUUCUGGUGGGCGGUGGUCACCAUGACAACACUGGGCUAUGGUGACAUGUAUCCAGAAACGUGGUCUGGUAUGUUAGUGGGCGCCCUGUGUGCCCUGGCGGGCGUGCUGACCAUCGCCAUGCCUGUGCCCGUCAUUGUAAACAACUUCGGCAUGUACUACUCUCUGGCCAUGGCCAAGCAGAAGCUGCCCAAGAAAAAGAACAAGCACAUCCCGCGGGCUCCGCAGCCUGGAUCGCCCAACUACUGUAAGCCAGACGCCCUGGCCAUGGCCACUGCCUCGCCGCACAGGAUCAUGGGUAAUGUGCUGGGCGGUAUGGUGGGCUCUGGAAGCAUGGCAGGAGACUGUCCUCUUGCACAGGAGGAAAUCAUAGAGAUUAACAGAGCAGACUCAAAGCAGAAUGGGGAUGCUGCAAACGCAGCUCUGGCUAAUGAGGACUGUCCCACCAUAGAUCAGGUGCUGGGGCCAGAUGACAGGAGUCCGGCCACUGGUGGGUUGGGGACAGGUACGGGGCGUGAACGUUACCCCCACGAUAGGGCCUGCUUCCUUCUCAGUACCGGAGAAUUCCGCACCACAGACAGCAAUGUCAGGAAAGGUUGUGUCGUGUCAUGCGUUUCUGCUGGCUACGAGAAGUCCCGCAGCCUGAAUAAUAUUUCCGGGAUGACAGGGGCCCCCCUGCGCCUGACCCCCAUUACCCCCAUCAACAACCCACCCUACGAACCCUACGAGUCCCCUGGCCCUCUGCGGCGCUGCCGAUCCCCCAUACCCUCCAUUCUGUAGCACAUCUUAGGGAAAGGCAACGAAAUAAACAGAAAAAAAGACACUCAUGCACCGUCAUACCGCAAUAGUAGUAAUAAUCAUGAUAAUGAUGCUAAGUACUCACACCUCCGCUCCUCCAUUGACUGGACAGGGUGGGGGUACACACCACUCUUUUUAAUAUGUCGUGCCUCAAAGGGAAUGGGAUAAAUUUAUUUAGGGAUUUAGAGCUUUAAGUACUAAAACGACUUCAUCACAUAUACUUCAGGCAAUAUUUCAGACAGGCAACUAAAAACAAUUAUAUGCUGUAACGUCAGCGGAUUAUGCCUUAUUAUCGAAGAAAAAAAAAAAAAAAAGAAGCACUGAAUAUUAUUAGGAUAAAACUCCUCACUGGUCCAUAGGCAGUACCGACGAGUACCCUGUAGGAAAUCUUUCCCUGUAGUUGAAUGACAGUAGUUGGCUUUCCCACAUGUUCCUGCCUGAUUGCUGGUUGUAUUAAAAAAAAAAACGAGACCGUGAUCCAGCAGGCUUAUUCAUUGACUACUAGUCGCUGAGAUCAGCUUUGAUACACCAUUAUAGGCCUUGAAAAAUCCACUUCAUAUCAAAGCUUGGAAUGAUAAAGGUCAUAGGUCACAGACAACAUGCAAGUAGUUCAAGUGCAUGCAAGAAAAGAUGUCCGUUAGGCAAGUAGAAUAUAUCUAAACUCCCAAUUCCCUUUAACUGCUAUGAAGAUUUGAAAAUGAAUGCACUGUAUGCUGGACUGAUUUGGACGUACAAAUAAGCCCUGCAGUAGAGAAUUAAUGGAUUGGAUCAUUUUGGCUGAUUUGACUGUGAUGAAGGAGUUUUUGGUGAUUCAGGCCAUAGAACAUGAUGAGUAUUAUUAUUAUUAUAACACAAGGACUCUUAGGCCACAAUUAUUCACACCCGGUAUUUCCUACAGCAACAUUUGUUGUCACUCAGUAUUUAAAAAAAUAUAUAUAAUUCACACCGUUGUUCUUAUUAUUAUUAUGCUAUUUAUUUAAGACAAAGAAAAAUGCUUAAACCAUUCUUGUGCAAUAUCAACUAUUAUGAUGACCUCUGACCCUGAGGAGCUGGAGAUGAACCAUUCAAUCUUUACUGUGUGCAACUAUUAACUGUAAAAGAGAGACCGAGUACUGAUCAUUACAAAAAAAAAAAAAAGAGGCUAUUUUUGUACUAAGCAUUUGGACAUUGCGAUUCGGAUUGGGGUUUGGAGUUGCGCGGGUGGCUUUCAGUUGACAUUUUGGGAGGACAGGAUAUCGUGCUGUUGCAUGGAGAUCUACAAUUAAUGUGUUGGUUUUUGUAUUUUGACUCUCUACAUAUUCAACACCAAGUACCACGAAACAAAAAGAGCAGUGGUCUGGACACAUGGCAAAAAAAAUAAAAAAAAAUAAGAAGGAGCCAUCCUAUUAAGGGCCUAUAACCUUCUGCACUUCUUCUGGACCCUUUCCAAUUUGUAUACUAGUGCAUGAAGGAACUUCCUUUAAAAUAUAUCCUUUCCUAUGGUAUUUCCUCAUAAAUAUGAAGACAUAUCAAGCUGAACUGCACUCCUCACUGCAUAUUCGCAUAUCCUGUGGUGAACCAGAGAGUGGCCUCAAAGUUUUCCUACUAAGGGCAAGAAUUAGCUGGACCUCAUCAUCACCAUCAUUGGCAUUACCCUCCCUCAUUAUAAUCAUUUUCUGAUUACUGUUAUUCCUAUUAUUUGAAUGCAGUAUUUGAAUCAGUUCAGUUUGUUUUCUCUUUGGUCCCCUUCUUUUCUUUCUCUGUUUAUAUAUAUACUUUGCCUGCUCUGUCUCUCGGAUGCUGACCUUCGUUCCAAUAUAAAGGAGGGAACAUUGAAUGGAUGCUGGAUUGACAGCGAGAACUAUUCUGAAAGCCCAGUGCUUAUCAGAUAUAUGCAAAAAGAAGCAGUAACUGUGAACUAAGACUAGAACAGAAAAUCCACUUCUUCCUUCACAAAAACAUUCCCAUACGAACACCCGAGCCCCUGAACCAGUAUCAGCUCCUGUGCAACUCCAUCUUAGUUUGUAUUCUCAUCUCAUGACCUCAUCAGUCUUGUUUAAUCAUCUUAGUUUUGCAUUAUUAACGAGGAGAGUAGUAGUUCUGUUUCCCCUUGCUCUUGUGUUAACCUCUAGCCUCCUCUGCUGGUUAUAUGGGGGAUGAACUGACAUUCGGUGUUGUAGAUCAUUAGCACUCUUCGGUCACUUUAGAGGCUGAGAAUACUGAUUUUAGCCCUUAAUGUUUACCUGUUCUAUAUAAGAUUAAAGAAAAAGAUACAUUAGGCAUUUUUAACAAACUCAGACCAGAAGGAUUUCCUGUUCUCUCCUGUGUGAUGAGUGAAAACACUCACUAAAGUCACUAAAACAAAAACACUGAUCAGAGCAGAGAGAAAGAUGCUAAUGCCAACAAGUCUGCUCACUACAGCAAUGCAUGUUUCCACACAUACAAGAUAGCUAGCACUUAGCAUCCUAGUGCAUUUUGUGGUUUUGCUGUGUGUAGUCUAUCUGUAAAGGUGUAGUCAGGGUGGACAGAGUGGAUGGAAGAGCUCCACUUAUAUCCCUUUAUCUCAAUCUUGAAGUUAUGACAUGGAAGAGCCAGGCCUCCCUGCCACUAGUUAGCAUAGUUAGCAGAUGCCCUGGGAAGCAGAGGCUGCAUGCGAUCACGGAGGACAAUGUAAAUAAUUCUCUGCAUGUGGAGUUAACAGCACAGAAACUAUUGUUUGAUUCAAAUGUGGCAUUUGAAACGGGGAGAGCAGGUCGAGUUCAAAUGAUUAAGCGACAUUACCCAGUAUCCUCCCUGUCUCUGUCAGACGUAUGCUCCCCUGUCACUACUCAGGUAAAUCUCUUUUUGUUCGUCUAUACCAGUGCUUCCAAAAUGAUGUCAUUCGAAACAAAGAGAGACGGAUGAGUUACGAUCACCCCGUGUACACAUGCAUAAGUGUAAAUAUGAAAUCAUUUUUGAUCCCAACGCUCAUUGCAAGUCUUCCUUAUUCACGGUGUUCUUUAUUUUGUCAUUUCAUUUUUCAUUUUCAUUUAUUCCCAACUACAAACUCUUACUGCUUCCAAAUAACAACCAAAAAAAAAAAAAGCCCGGAGGACAUUAUGAGAAACCGAGGAAAAAUAAUCAGUGAUUUGUUUAAAAAAAAAAAGAAAAAAGAAAAGAAAAGAAAAAAACUUUUCAAACAUAGUCUGCCAUAAGUGGAUUACCAAGAAAAAAAAAAAGAAAAAAACCCUAUGUGGAAUCAGGACGCAACCAAAAUCAGGACAUGAAAGCAUGAGGGUCAGAUGGACAGAUUGUGUGUUUGGGGAACAGAGUAUUGGGAGGAUUGUCAACAAAUGAAGAAAGGCAUCGUGAAAUGGAGGACAGUUUGAGGAAGAAAGAAAAAAAGCAAAGAGAGGAGGAAGGGAGCUGAACGCUUCUCAGUGUAAGAAUUGCUGAGCUUCUGAACUGCCCCAUUUUUCGAGCUCCCCAACUGCAAAACCUGUCCAGAGGCAAACACCGGGGUGACUGCAGGAAUUAGAGAUGGCGAAAGAGAGAAAACGAGAGAUGAAAGGAGUGCUGCGCUAAACCCACUUGAAGAAAACAUUGUAACGUUCAUCUCUCCAUUACUAAUUUAAACCCCCAACAUAGGUGCAAUAAACAUAAGAUAUCACGUCCUGGGAGGAUGUGGAACACAUUUUCUUCCUACCGGAAUUGCCGUCCUUGGGAAAAGGGUGGGAUUCAGCAUACAAACUGUAGUAUGUCCUAGCAAGACCCUUCCUGGUGGAAAUGGAUGCAAUUUUAAAGUGAUGAGAACUAUUUUUGUGGGGUGUUCCACCAAGAUAAAUGCACCUGAAAGUGGACAACAAAACCCUCAAUCCAGUCUCAGAUACAAAUAAUGUGUGGAAAAACACCCAUCAUGCUCUUCAACGCUAUGCAAUUCAACCACACAUUCACAGGCGAGUUCAUCAAGCACUUCGAUUGAGCAGUUUAUCAGCCAAACUUUUUUCCACUCCUUUAACUUUUGGAGAUCUUGCACGUGCUUCAAAUGAAAAUAGACAGCGGCGUCAUUGGCCUGCCUCAUUCCUAUAUCGUACAAACAGUUUCCCCAUUCAUCCAAUUGUUCAGAGUGUCCUUCUCAGGGCCCACGGAAAGGUGACUUUGUCCGCUAUGAAGAAAAGAGCGUCAGCCUCUCUCUUUUCUCUCUCUCUCUUAGUUCAGCUCUCUGCAUCUCAGCAUUUCUGUUCCACUGUAGAUGAACUGCAUGGCAUGAAUGAGAAAAAAAAAAAGAAAAAAAAAAAAACAGAGAGAAAGAUGGUAGAGAUCAUGCUGAGAGGAGCAAGAGGAAACCGUAGACAGGACCGCUCUGUUUGCACAGUACAAUAUGGGUGACUCUGGACCAGUGGAUGGGUUCACGGAGGAAAAACGCAGGUCUUUCACCUUCAUGUGGGGAACACAAAAUACAACAUGAGUGCAUGACACCCGUUGAAGGACAGAGGGGUUUUUAAGUGGACUGGAUGAACUAUGAACAAAAGCUGAAAAAAAAAGAGAAAAUUAAAAAUGCAUUUUUCUCACUUUGUUUACCAGCAUGACUAAACUGCAUGACUUCUGCAAGCCCUGAACCCCAAAUUAGAGGGCUUGGAAUCACUAAACACCGAAAUCAAAUGGAAACAAUACAAGUUUAUGCUAAAUGCUACUAAAUUUAGAAGAAGAAAAAAAGAGAAUAUAUUUAAAAAAGAGAGAGGCUCUAUAUUUUGUUUUUGAAUAAAAAAGAAUAAUGUAAAAUAUAUAGGAUUGCAAGAUUCACACAGUUUUGUUGGAUAAAAGAUAAACAAACCCCACUGAGUCUAGCUGAAUGACGAGACAAACUCCUUUAACUACUACUGCUCCCUACAUGGCUUCAAGUGACAUUUCUUUUCUUCUCUUUCUCCGCCGUUUCACCCCUUACUUGAGCUCUCCUGGCUCUCUGCUCUGCCCUUCACGAUCUCCCUCAGUCAUGGCAGCCUCCAGCAGUGGCACGACAGCUCCUCUGGAGACCUCCGACACCUACAGGGCUCUUUUCUUUUGACGGUUAUGGGUCUAAAGAGCAAGGUGGAAGGGGAUUUUAAGGCUGUGGGUGAAGGUUUCUUUUUAAGUUGAGUCCCGAUGGAAAGUUUUGGGUUGUUUUGCAAUGUUUGUUCUUUUUAUUUCAUCCACAUGUUGUGGGUAAAUCGAAGCUUUAUCCAUCAAAAGUGAGCCUGAGUCCACUUAAUAUCAAUCUAGUGAAUAUUAGCAUUGUGUGAACUGCUGUGUCUUGAGACCCUGAGUACUUACAUCACAAAGCACUAUUGUCCAAUCAGGAAGCCAUAAUGUGAGAGUAGCGCCACCAUCUGAGCUCAAACGUGCUCAGGAGAACAUGCUGGUUCAGAUCCCUGAACAUGGUUUUGUAGUUCUUAAGUUGUCUUGGUUUUGUUUAAGAUGUUGACAUUAGCACUUAUUUCAUUCUAUAUUUUCUGAAUAAUUCUGCGGGAUACAGAGCUUUGCAAGGUUUUGACAAGAUUUUUGUUUUUCAAUCAUUUAAUAUAUAUUUUCUGGAUUACUAGAUUUUACUAUCAAAGUUUCAAAAAAUGAUUUGCAUAUGCUGAGCACCCACUAAAACCAGCCAUGCCACACCAAAAUGGACUUCCUUAUUAACUUAGCAGCAGAUUUCUGAUAUUAGCAUUAGAAUUAGCAUUAUCCUGUGUGAGAGGAGGACAUAAUUCCAACAAUGUCACUUUUAAAUCAUAGAUUACACAUGUGAGCAGAACUUUCCUUGUCUUCUUUGUUUCACCAACAAGAUAUGAACCACGUUGUUUUCAAAAGAGUCUGGUUAGGUGUUAGAGUAUGUUUACAUUGAUUUAUGUCAUUUAAAGUGUCAUUUGUUGUCUUAAAAUCUCAUGACCAUGUUCUGUCAGUAUUUAUCAUUCAGAAUCUAAUGUAAGCUUAGUUUAGUAACUACCUAUGCAACACCUAAGCAAGACCUUGCUCUCACACACACACACACACACACACACACACAUGCCAUGUGCUCAGGCCAGCUGGCUGAUGUCUGUUUACCGGUGCUGUGUGUCCAAGUAGGGAAAACGACACAGAUACAGCUCCAUCACCACAAGAGCCAGCGUUUCUGCUGACCGUGUAGUGUUACUUCAAACGUUAGCAGCUGGCCCAAGUAGCUUGAAGGUGCGACAGAUGUAUGCAGCUGUAGUAGCCAUGUCGCUUUCUUUAGUGGUGCACUGAACUCCCUUUCCUUCUCUGUUAACAUGUCAGGCCUGUUUUACGUCCUUUGCAAUGUCUUUCCUGCGUGCUUCAGGGUGCAGGAAGACACUCAUGCACUUUUCGAGUUAGCAUAUACAUUUAUAUGUAAGCAUAUACUCAUCUCAGAGGGUAUGUAGGAUAUAUAUGUUAUCAGAACUUGUUUUAUAUGUGGUACUCAGUUCUAAAUUGCAUCUCACAAACGUUUGCUGACUGGUUAAGAAAACGUGUACCUCUCUGGUUGUUCAUAAAGUCAAAUUGGACGGUGUUUUGGAGCAAUAAUGAUGGAGGGCCAGCUUUUUCUCAUCGUCGCCAUUAGGAAUUGGGGGGACGUGUUCAUCUCAUCCCUAAUAAGAACCCAGUGUGCCUGAAACUGUUCCCUGAAUGUGUAUGUAAACAGCCACAUCAAUUAAACACGCUCUCUCUGCAAAAGCUUCCCAUGAGGGUUUGUCUUAGUGUGAAUGAGACCACAACCCCUCCAGGUGGCUGACCGCUCACAUACCUUUACUUGAAACCCAAAUACAAAACAUAUCAGAGAGGAGCAGAACAAAGCCAGAAUCAGUCUCCACGCUUACUCAACUUCCUGUUUGCAUCCCCUGCCCCCCUCUCAUCUGUUCCCUCUCCUUCUCAAUUUUUGAGGAAGAAGCUUUUUUGCAUCCCUUGUUCUUGUGUUUUUCUAUCAUAUUGUUUGAAUUAUAAUGCAUGCAUGGAAUACAAUGAGGACAUAACUUGUGAAUAUUUGUGAAUGGCCAGAAUGAGGUAACCGUCUCUUUCACCUGGGCUCUCUACUCUGUGACUUCUCUCUCAGAGACAUUUAGAGAGGAAGAAAGAACAUAUUGUUUCUGGUUUCCCUUACCCUUCUCCGUUUCUUCAAAAUGUAGCCGUACCAAAUAUAACUUGUGGCUCUAUGCUAGCCAUUUCGAAAGACUCUAUUAACAUGUUUAUAUAUUGUUUUCAAGAUGAUAUUUGCGAUGUCUGUGUAUCUGUAGUAAAUAUUCAUCAGAGCUUCCACAGACUCAGAGCAGAACAGAUGCAGCAGUUGUGAGGGCAGAUGUCAGCAAAACACCCUGCAGGAACUCAGUUUUCACUGCGUGUGUCUGUACAUUUGUUAUAGUAUAGUUUGGCCCAAUAUGCACUACCUGUUUUUGUAUCUUGUCCUUUUAUACUUUAGUUAUUUUAUGUAGCUUGUUUAAAGGGGGGGAAUUCAUUGCACUAUCACAGCUAAUGGAGCUGCUGUGUCUACUGCUGAGCGCAACCCUAACCAUAUACCCCCAACCCCCCAGGGAUAGAGAGAACGAGAGAGAGAGAGAGAGUUAGAAAGAGAGGCCAGUGAGAAAGAGAAGGUCCCUAAAAGAAAUGGAUGAGUUCUAUGCUAUUAAGAUUGAUGCUGGAUACAAUUUUAUUGUCAUACAAAAAAGGGAAAAAAAUAUCAAGAACUGUAUAAAAUAUAUUUCAAUGGAAUGUUUAUUAUUUACCUUUUAUAUUUUUGAAAUGUAUAAAGAAAAAAAUUAAUAAACUGUAAUAAUUUAACAGAGUUUGUGAAAACUGAGACUUAAAAAUCGUUAUAUUACUAAAAGUAUGAAAGUUUGAACGUGAAUGCUAACCUACCUGAUCAAAUCUUCUCCAUUAGAUAGGGAAAAAAAAAAACAAUUAGAAAAAUGAAAUCCAAUUUAAAAAGAAAAAGUUAUCAAAAAAUCAAUAAAAAUGUUAAAAGCUCAUGCCAAAAUUUUCAA
Messenger RNA from Megalobrama amblycephala (Wuchang bream), 11024 nucleotides. RefSeq names its product potassium voltage-gated channel, Shaw-related subfamily, member 3a (gene kcnc3a). Bases 925 to 3048 code for a protein of 707 amino acids. Gene Ontology annotation, molecular function: protein binding; delayed rectifier potassium channel activity. Gene Ontology annotation, biological process: potassium ion transmembrane transport; protein homooligomerization. The record is from RefSeq and is a predicted model, not a curated record. Lineage: Eukaryota; Metazoa; Chordata; Actinopteri; Cypriniformes; Xenocyprididae. The transcript has 8 exons. Gene Ontology annotation, cellular component: axon; dendrite membrane; voltage-gated potassium channel complex.